This is a messenger RNA of Chrysochloris asiatica (Cape golden mole), 939 nucleotides long. Its product is annotated as olfactory receptor 2G6-like. Lineage: Eukaryota; Metazoa; Chordata; Mammalia; Afrosoricida; Chrysochloridae. Gene Ontology annotation, cellular component: membrane. Gene Ontology annotation, biological process: G protein-coupled receptor signaling pathway. Bases 1 to 939 code for a protein of 312 amino acids. The transcript has a single exon. Gene Ontology annotation, molecular function: olfactory receptor activity; G protein-coupled receptor activity. The record is from RefSeq and is a predicted model, not a curated record.
AUGGUAAACUCAAACAUCAGCUUUUUCAAUGGAUUUGUCCUGUUGGGCUUCUCUGGUCAUCCUUUGCUAGAGAUGAUCCUCUUUGUUAUCAUUGUGAUUUUCUACUUGCUGACUUUACUUGGCAAUAUGGCCAUCAUUAUUUUAGCUUCUCUGGAUUCCAGACUCCACACUCCUAUGUACUUCUUCCUUAGUCAUUUGUCUUUCAUGGACCUCUGCUACACCACAAGUACAGUUCCCCAGCUGUUGUUCAAUUUGAAGGGCCCAGUGAAGAAGAUCACUUAUGUUGGUUGUGUUGGUCAACUCUAUGUGGCCUUGGCAAUGGGCUCCACAGAAUGCAUCCUCCUUGCAGUUAUGGCUAUUGACCGCUAUGCUGCUAUAUGCAAGCCUCUGCACUAUGCCAUUAUCAUGCAUCCACGCUUCUGUUUGCAAUUAGCAGCCAUGACCUGGCUGACUGGUUUGACUAAUUCUUUAGUGCAAACUGUGCUCAUCACUCAGGUUCCCCUGUGUGGACAGAAUAUCAUAGACCAUGUAUUCUGUGAAGUGCCAGUUCUCCUCAAACUGUCCUGUGUAGAUACCACCGCCAAUCAGAUGGAGCUCUUCCUGGUCAGUGCAUUUUUACUCCUGGUGCCCCUGUCUCUCAUUCUUAUUUCCUAUGGCUUCAUUGCACAUGCUGUGUGGAAGAUCAGUGCAUCUGAAGGACGCCAGAAAGCUCUGGGGACUUGCACUUCCCACUUGGUGGUGGUGUUCCUUUUCUACGGCACUGCUACUGCCAUGUAUCUGAAACCCACUCCUACCACUUCCCAGAACCAGGACAAGUUCAUGGCUUUAUUCUAUGGUGUUGUCACUCCAACUCUAAAUCCUUUCAUCUACACACUACGAAAUAAAGAUAUGAAAGGUGCACUGAGGAAGAUGAAGGGAAAGAGUAAAGAAAAAGGCUAA